CAGUGGGUUUUCUUUUCCACCGCCUUUUUCGUGCCAUGACCAUGAUUCAGAAUGCUGCUGGUGCGAUCUUGGAAGUCCUGGUAAAUCCCAUGGGCCUCCUGGACAUGGGCGUCAGUAUCAUGAGCGUUCGAGAUAGCUGGAAGCAACAUCACCAUUCACUGGAAGCAGGAGAAAGGUUCCACUUGGAAUCCAUGAAGGUCACCCAGGUGCAACACAGUGAAGCGCUACACCACGGGGUGAAGCACCAUGAGGAAGCCAUUCUGACGAGCAAGACUCAGCAUGACCAGUCUCUUCAUGUUAGCCGCGUGAUGCAUGAUGAAAGCCUUAGCCGUUCUCAGCUGCAGCAUGAGGAGCAAAUGAAGCAUAGCUACAUGGAGACAAGGCGGGAGAAUCUGCGGGACCUUCUGAGCGAGACGUUGGAUGAGGCACAGAGCACUGUCCUCAAGUCCACCUUGCUUUUCGGCUUCGUAGUGGCAGUCCUCGUGGAGGGUUUCCCGUCACCCGAGAACUCCAACGAGCGCUACAUUGACAUUUUUAUUUUCUCGGUGUCCUGGGCGAUUUGUUUGCUCUUUCAGUCCAUCGUGCUGGCAGGUUUGUACCAAGUAGUGCAGACGCGAGCCUUGCGCGAGAUGAUUCGAAAUUUGCAGGCCUCCGCCACAGACGACAGCUCGGAGUUGCGGCGGAGCAACACCAUGGACAGUGGCUUCACCUCUCUGUCAGACGGCUGGGCGGAUCUGGAAGGCCCAGGGUCGCAGGAGCCCCGGCGGCCAAGGCUGCUGGGAGCAAGACCCUACAGUUUGAUGCACCCCUCCUCGCAGCGGUUGACCAGGCACAAGACGGAAGAAUCCAACUCCUUUGGCUCGCAAAGCACCAAGGAUUCUGGCGGCAGCUCCCGGGUUCGUGACGUGCCCACGUUGCACGUUUUCGACCCCAAGCGUUUGCUCUACCGGAGCCAGGCUAAGAAGUUCGUGACGGUGGGCAGUCUCUUCACGCUGAUUUGUCUCGCAGGAUUGAUCUACGGACGGCUGUCCAUGCGGAGGGGGAACAAGCACGGUGAAGGCGUUCCGGAUGUCCUUCUGCGUUUAGGCAUCUUCCUACCUCCCUUUGUUUCCGCGACCUUCUCCUUGCUGCUCCGGAAGAACGCGAACCCGAACCGGUCCACAUUGGCAGUGCAGAGUCUCGCUUGGCUUUGCUUCUUCGUGUCCUUGAGCUUCUUGCUGGUGACGUCGGUCGUGUGGCACGCCUCUGCACCCAGCAUCAAGGUGGCCCAGCGCGGUCCAGAGCUCGAGGAGAUUUACCUCAAAGGUGUUUCUUUAGAGAUGAGCUGGCCCAUGUUCUUCCACCCGACCGGCGUUGCCGCCAACGGCAACAUAUUGCUCCUCAGCGCUGCCUUUCGCUUGGCCCGCUACGAGCUCCAAGUGGACGAAAGCAAAGCGCAAUGCGCCCGUUUGCUGAACGAAGUGACUUUGCCCGCGCUGGAGAUCGGUGAUCUCACUUUCUCCCCAGACAACUCCACGGUGGCCUUGGCGGGGCGGGACAUGGUGUGCUAUUUGCCUUCUGCUUCGAUGGAGCUUGGAAGCCCAAGGCUCUCCUGGCGGUCCUUGCCCUCCAGCCACUUCGGGCGAAGUCACCAGGAUCCAAGUGAUCCCAGUGCUGAGGCUCUAGAGGCCUUGGCAUACUGGCCCCAGCAGGACAUGUUGGUGGUCAGCAAGGCCGACUUGGGCAUCGUUGCUUGCAAGGCGCAUGAUGAGCAAGGACACGUCCAGCCUUUGGUCCAGGCAGAGAUGAUGAUCAUGGAAAAGUUCGGUGCUGGCAUCAGUGUGGCUGGACUCCACGUGGACCCCAUGGAGGAGGUCUUGUACGUUUUGUUCCAUCGCACGGGACGUCAUGCAGAGAUCCAUGCGAUCGACUUGCGCGACGAUCUGGGUAAAGUGCUCCAUGUUUUUCACCUGCCCGAUCUGGAUGCCGCCGAUGGAGCAGAAGCGGACCACGACGUGGUG
Messenger RNA from Durusdinium trenchii, 2000 nucleotides. The record is from the annotation of a GenBank genome assembly. NCBI's taxonomy places the organism in Eukaryota, Dinophyceae, Suessiales, Symbiodiniaceae.